This is a messenger RNA of Apodemus sylvaticus (European woodmouse), 698 nucleotides long. RefSeq names its product peptidoglycan recognition protein 1 (gene Pglyrp1). The transcript is spliced from 3 exons. Gene Ontology annotation, biological process: innate immune response; detection of bacterium; peptidoglycan catabolic process. Gene Ontology annotation, molecular function: peptidoglycan immune receptor activity; peptidoglycan binding; N-acetylmuramoyl-L-alanine amidase activity. The record is from RefSeq and is a predicted model, not a curated record. The coding region runs from base 63 to 611 and encodes 182 amino acids. NCBI's taxonomy places the organism in Eukaryota, Metazoa, Chordata, Mammalia, Rodentia, Muridae.
AGUGCACAGGGCCAGGGCCAGGCUCACACCGCCCCACCCUGCAGCACUGUGUUAAGCCUAGCAUGCUGUUUGCCUGUGCGCUCCUUGCCCUCCUGGGCCUGGGAACCUCCUGCAGUUUCGUCGUGCCCCGCAGUGACUGGAAGGCCCUGCCAUCCGAGUGCGCUAAGCCCCUGCAGCACCCAGUUCGCUACGUGGUGAUCUCACACACAGCCGGCAGCUCCUGCAACAGCCCGGACUCCUGUGAACAGCAGGCCCGCAAUGUGCAGUUUUACCACAUGAAAGAGCUGGGCUGGUGCGAUGUUGCCUACAACUUCCUCAUUGGAGAGGAUGGACACGUCUAUGAAGGCAGAGGCUGGAACACCAAGGGUGACCACACAGGGCCCACCUGGAAUCCCAUGUCUAUCGGCAUCACCUUCAUGGGCAACUACAUGGAUCGGGUACCUGCGAAGCGGGCCCUCCGUGCUGCCCUAAAUCUUCUGAAAUGUGGGGUGUCUCAGGGCUUCCUAAGAUCCAACUAUGAGGUCAAAGGGCACCGGGAUGUGCAAAGCACCCUCUCUCCAGGUGACCAGCUCUACGAGGUCAUCCAACGCUGGGAUCACUACCGAGAGUGAGACCUUGAGGCCUUGUGGAGUCGACACCCUGAAAUCCCUCCUGCCACCUGCUCCUUCCCAGUGACCCCAAUAAAGACUCAGCACCAA